AUGGGUCAACUUAAUCUCCCCUCUCCUCCCCAGGAGGAUGCUACUCAUAAGCCCGCGAGAAAGUCCUUGUCCAAAUCAUCAAGAUCGUCCGGCCGCACCUCGAAGCGUGUAGGAUCCCACGGCGUCAUCAGCGCGGCGACAAGUCACCUAGAAGCCCACUCCCCCGCCGCCUCCGAUGGCAGGCAUAAGCGAGUAUGGAAGGCAUGUGAGAGGUGUAGAAUGAAGAAGACCAAGUGCGAUGGCGAGUUCCCCUGCAAGAGGUGCAAGGAUGACGGCCUUAUAUGUACUGCCGGCGUGCGCAAGAAGGUCGAAUAUAAGCAGCUUCCCCGAGGAUACGCCGAGGUCCUUGAGAGCACGCAGUUCGCGUUAAUAGCUACCAUUCACAAGCUCUACGGCAUGGUUCGCAACGGAGAGAGCUGGGAACUUGGUGAUCCCGAGCUCAACGAUCGAGGACUUCCCGUCGUCCACAACAUCGCAUCUAAGCUUGGCUGCAUCCGCCCCAAUAGCGAUAUCGACCUCCCCGUACACUCAGUAUUCCCCGAGGACGAGAGGGAUCUCAAAGAGCUUGUCAGGCAAUUAGAGGCCCAACAAAAGGAGCGGCAGGUGCAGACUUCUACGACGACACAAACGGGAAACAUCACGCCGACGAGUAGUCGAACAGACCUCAGCUCCGCAUCAGAACAUGAGCAUUCCGAUCUCGAAGACGACCAUCGACCCACGCCGAGCACGACCACCACGGGCCAAGUUUUCCUCUCGCCCCAGAGCCUUCCCCCAUAUAAUGAUUUCGAACCAGUUCCAGAUCAAUCUGCGGCAGCUGGUGUCCUAUUCCCCGAUGCACCGACAAUGGCGGACUUUGCAGCAGCGUGGGAUUCCCAAGCAGCCAUGUCGAUGAUGCCCGAUUUCCUUUCGCACCCGGCGGCGAUGUCCAAUGCCCAGAUGCUUACGCAAGGGUUGCUUGAAUCAGAAUUUGGAAGGCUUCGACCCCAUGUUGUUUCCUGUCCUAAUCCAGAAGUGAUGUUAGGUGUGGGGGAUCCGAUGAUGUAUUCGGGUUUCGAUGAGGAUGACGGCCAACAAAUGCGGUUGUAG
This is a messenger RNA of Scedosporium apiospermum, 1086 nucleotides long. RefSeq lists its product as uncharacterized. The transcript has 3 exons. Gene Ontology annotation, molecular function: zinc ion binding; DNA-binding transcription factor activity, RNA polymerase II-specific. Gene Ontology annotation, biological process: regulation of DNA-templated transcription. The coding region runs from base 1 to 1086 and encodes 361 amino acids. Lineage: Eukaryota; Fungi; Ascomycota; Sordariomycetes; Microascales; Microascaceae. The record is from RefSeq and is a predicted model, not a curated record.